Molecule: messenger RNA, 1077 nt
Organism: Leptosia nina
Lineage: Eukaryota; Metazoa; Arthropoda; Insecta; Lepidoptera; Pieridae
Source: the annotation of a GenBank genome assembly
AUGAUAUGGUCCACUGUGGCCACUGGCGACGAUACUUGUCUAUGUCAGAACAAUCGGAUAUGUUACGACGCUAAGACGUGUAUCCAUGACGGCCAAGAAAAAUGUGGCGAAGAUCCAAACGGCAAUUUAAGAAGAUUUCUCGAUUCAUGUGAUAUAAAAGAGUACAAUUGCUUACAACGAACAGCUUACCAUAAAACAGCCCUAGGAAAUUGUCAAGAUCUACCGCCAAUCGAUGAAGUAGUUCUGUCUCAAAAGCAAAAUGCUUCGGAGGAAGACGCUAACAAAACCAACGACGGGGUCGAUGUCACUGAAGUUAAUUUAGAAGCAGAAGAUCAUCAUUUGGAAGAGGAAGUUCCUCCCGAAUCACAGGCUGAAAAUAAUACUUUACAGAAAAGUGAUCAUGAACGUGAUCAAUCAGGUGAAAAUAGGGAAACCCCUUUGGAAAAGGUAACAGACGAGAAAGCAAAUGACGACGCUAAAGCUCCAUCAGCAGAAAAUGAAGGUAAUACUGGUAACGCGGAAGAUGCUGCAACAGAGGGUAACGAAGAACAUCCAGAAGGAGACAGUCCUUUGCCAACACAAGAGCCGGGCUUAGCAAAAGUCAUUAACGAGUACUGGUGCUGGCGUGCCAAGUAUUGUGAGAACGAGGGUGACCCAGUUUGUGGAAGGGAUAUACGACUAAACCGCUGGAGAAAGUUCGACAACGCAUGUAAUAUGUAUAAGAUCAAUUGCCGUCAUGGACAUGCUUAUUUUGUUAUGCCUCUUAUCAAAUAUGUUGGUGGAUAUGAAUGGGAUCCAAUUACUACGCAACGCCAUGCUGAAUUCAAUUGUUUUAAGCUAAAAUCAUGUACCAAGGGGGGGCCGCCAGUCUGUGGCUUUGAUGAAACAGAAAGCGUUCUUGCUCAGUUUAAAGACAUGUGUACCUUUUACCAAGUAAACUGUGAAAGAAGGGGAGUUUUCAUGUACGUUGAAGAAAACAUUUGUGAAGGGCAAAAACGCUUUGAAGCUGAAUAUCGGCCGUUUGAUUGGAAAUCUCAGUACUUUGUAGGUGAUAGACACGCAUUGAAAACAAAAUAA